AUUCUCUAAACCAACGUGUGCGGAAUACAGUUGUGAAAACUCCAAGUAUGCACAUGAACACACUGUCUUCAAAUAGGUCAUAUGAACCCAAAUCACACGCGAGGAUGUCAAAUUCAGCAGUGACGUCAUGAUAUACACAUAUAUCGCCCUGUCUAAACGCCCUCGCUUUCGGAUACUGCCUGUGGCAGGGUUUGAAUGUUGAGACAACUUCAUCCUCCCUGCCAAGCCUAUACAUGCCACACAGGGAUGGACACGCCAGGAGGGUUAGAUACCCAGGGACGUGCAUCGCCAGACACAUCCGUCAGAGUUGUGCGCAGGGUCCUGCUCUGCGUCGUGGUGGCGGAACUGGUCCUGGUGAUAAUACUGCUGAAGAUAGUUCUCAAUUACAUGAAAAAGAGCACAGCCGGGAAGUCGCAAGAUGGAGACACAGAUGAUAUGAAAUCAGAUUCAACUGAAAUCUCAGAUACAACUGUGAUACGAAACGAAUCAUGUGAUCAAAAUCUUGUCAACUUCAAUGAUUUAAAGGGACCCGAACAAAACAGCACGGAGACUGGGCGUGGUGCUAAAAAAGUGCGAGAGCUAAAACAGAGAAACAGAUAUAUCCAUAGCUAUCGGACAGAGGAGCUGCAGCCCCGUGACGACAUGGACCUCACCGGCUUGUGCAACAGCAGGGAGCUGUUCGGCAGCUCAGACAGUCAUGUAUAUGAAACCCUGAGUUUCAGGAGUGACGUGUCUGAUUCAAACAUAAAACUCAAUAGUUCCAAGAAAAGUGACUUGUCGACAAAAUCAAAGAAAGGCAAACGUGCAGUGAAGACAUUACCGGCUGACUUCAUACUUUGACGACAUCACGGGGACGGAAAUUUCGAUGUGCUGUAAUUGUGUAUGUGUGAUGACACGCACUGAAAACGCUUCAGACAUGAUGUGUUUUUGUGCUCAAGACCGUCUCUUAACACAUUGAACAUUGAAUGACGACAUUGAAGUGUUGUCUCAUACCUAAAUACGCAGAACAACUUAAUAUGAUUUUUGUGGCCAUUUUGCCAAAACAUUCAAAAAAAAUUAAAAAUGUGUUGCUGUGAUGUUGAA
Haliotis rufescens (red abalone) is the source of this 1083-nucleotide messenger RNA. RefSeq lists its product as uncharacterized. The transcript is spliced from 4 exons. The coding region runs from base 196 to 840 and encodes 214 amino acids. The record is from RefSeq and is a predicted model, not a curated record. NCBI's taxonomy places the organism in Eukaryota, Metazoa, Mollusca, Gastropoda, Lepetellida, Haliotidae.